AUGAAACACUUACUCUGUACUGAACUCUCUGCACAAAUUUCCCGUGAGAUUACUAAACAACUCAGUUCCCAGAAACUUUUGGCUAAAACCCCCACCACUGCACCAAUCACAAGCAAGCCACAGCAAACAUUCGCUCAGGUUGUUAAAAAACCAACCAUUUCCCGGAUUCUUCGAUCUUCACCGAUAACUCCAUCACCGACCACUACUACCCCAGUAAGCGGCUCACUACGAUCUGGCAAAACUCGUCUGCCGUCAACCCCAUUGACUAACACUAAGCCCUCGAAACACCCAACUACUACAGUGGUAAAUAAACAGGUUAGUCAACCUUUGACAAAAUCACCUCGCCCUAAAUCAUCCACUUUGCUGAAAAUUGAUAAGACGGUGAUAAUAAAACCGAAAAUAGCCCAAGAUGCAGAUACUACCAGAACAGAGAUUCAAAAGUCCCUCAACCCGGUCGAUCUUGAGGUAAUUGACGUGAGAUCUCUUUCUAGUGGCAGCCUUGCUAUCAGGUGUGCCACGGUAUCGUCAGCACAAAAAUUACAGCACACUGUUGAGAGUUCUCUGUCAGAAAAAUUUGAUGCAGAAAUGCAAACUCCUCUGAAACCCCGUCUCAAGAUCUCAGGGUUCUCGAAUGAAUUUUCCGACAAUCAGCUGAUUAGCACUAUCGUCCAACAAAACAAUCUGCCCUCCACUGCCUCACUGAAAGUUAUUCGGAUGAAGGAGCUUAAAUCGUCACCUGAAACACAUGCGUUCGCGAUCUUAGAAGCAGAUGUUAACACAUUCAAUCUACUCUCCCGGAUGAAAAACCUAAAUAUCGGAUGGAACCGCUGCACCGUUCAUGAACACGUAGACGUGCGACGGUGCUACCGUUGCUCCGAGUAUGGCCACUAUGCUACAAAUUGCACGAAACCACAAAGUUGUCCGAUAUGCGCGGAGGCUCACCUUUUGACCGAAUGCAACGCUACAAUUGAAAAAUGCGCGAAUUGUGUUGCAUUUAACCGAGUUCAGAACCGACCUGAACAACUCGCCCUCGAAACCUCUCACUCAGCCCGGAGUACUAAUUGCCCAAUAUAUCAGAAACGACUGAAAGCAGCCAAGGCUAGGACAGACUACACUGCAUAG
This is a messenger RNA of Uranotaenia lowii, 1122 nucleotides long. RefSeq lists its product as uncharacterized. Bases 1 to 1122 code for a protein of 373 amino acids. NCBI's taxonomy places the organism in Eukaryota, Metazoa, Arthropoda, Insecta, Diptera, Culicidae. The record is from RefSeq and is a predicted model, not a curated record. The transcript has a single exon. Gene Ontology annotation, molecular function: zinc ion binding; nucleic acid binding.